GUUGAAUCUGGGUCAUCUGAGUCCAAAUCAGACAUACACAACCGCAGCUUGCCCUUUGGCUGGGUAGCAGGGUGAUUCAUGGAGUUGAAGUCUUUUGAAGAUGAACUCUGAUUGCUGAUUGGGCUUCUUGGUGGUGCGGUUAAAAACUGAUUGGCUUGCGAUGGAGGAUGAUGAGCCUCUGAUGGAUGAGGGAAAGGACUGGGAUAGCUUCCUCUUUCCAAUGAUCACCUAACCACCCUUCAGCCUGUGAUUACUGUUCCUUUGAGGCACAAGAGCUCUUCCUAAACUCAGGUUAUUUCUCAACCUGUCACAUAAAGAGCUUGUGGACUGCAGCCAGACUCUGUGGAGAUGGGACAAAACAAAGGGAUGUACCUGGUGGACGCUGAUUGAGAGAAGUGCUUCUAACCCUUAUGUUGGUUGUUUUACAAAAGUUGAACAACAUGCAACUGCUGAGCAAAGUUUGAACGUCACCAUACCUCUAGGAACUACCACUUUCUCACAUAUGCUGACGUGGGCUUACAGUAGCCACACAUUUCUGUGUGUAUGUUUGCUUUACAGCAUCUUGGCAAGUAUCUAAACACAAGAGGGAGCGUCGGGUCUUGCCUCAUUUGCCGGAGAGGAUUUGUAGAGAACAUCCUUCUGUUUCCGCAUGCAGAAUAUCCUUGAUCAGAACUUAGACAUGGCCACAGCGCUACUUGCUGGCGAAAAGCUGAAGGAGCUUAUCAUGCCAGGCUCCUCUCAGGAUGAGAAGGGUGGGGCACUGGCUGGCCUCAUGGUGCAGCUCAAACUGGAGCUGCCAUUUGAUCGGGUUGUUACUAUAGGGACAGUCAUCAUCCCCAUCCUGUUGGUCACACUUGUCUUCACAAGAAACUUUGCAGAGGAAUCUAUAUACUGUUACACACCGCACAACUUCACCCGAGACCAGGCACUUUAUGCGAGGGGCUACUGCUGGACAGAGCUUUGUGAUGCUAAUCUUGGAGUGGACCUGUUUGAACAUAAAUUCCUGCCCUAUGCCCUCCUUGCCUUUGCUGGGAUCAUGUACAUUCCUGCCUUAGGUUGGGAGUUCCUUGCGUCUACGCGGCUAACUUCAGAGCUCAAUUUCCUGCUUCAAGAGAUUGAUAACUGCUACCACAGAGCUGCUGAAGGCAGAGCCCCCAAGAUUGAGAAGCAGAUUCAGUCCAAAGGCCCUGGUAUAACUGAACGGGAAAGGAGAGAGAUUAUAGAAAAUGCAGAGAAGGAGAAAAGUCCAGAGCAAAAUCUUUUUGAAAAAUACCUUGAGAGACGAGGCGAAAGUAACUUUUUGGCUAAGAUUUACCUAGCUCGCCAUCUAGCUAUCAUGUGCCUCAGCUCUAUUCCCAUUUCCUACCUGAGUGCAUACUAUGCACGGCAAAGGCAGAAUGAGUUUACUUGUGCACUAGGCCAGCCCCCAGACAUCAGCAGCUACCCAGAGUUAAAGCUUAAUGUCAACUGCAAGCUCCCUGCUGUGCAGCUGCAACGUAUCAUGGCUGUGGUAGACUUAGCCCUGCUAUGUACUAUGAACUUCAUCAUCCUGCUAAAUUUGUUGCAUUUGUUUGUGGUGCGCAAGUCUAAUUUUGUUUUUGACAAACUUAAUAAAGUCGGGAUCAAGACAAAGCGACGAUGGCAGAAGUCUCCGUUCUGUGACAUCAACAUUCUGGCCAUGUUUUGUAAUGAGAACAGGGACCACAUUAAGUCUCUCAACCGGCUGGACUUCAUAACUAAUGAGAGUGAUCUCAUGUAUGACAAUGUGGUCAGGCAACUGUUGGCUGCACUUGCACAGUCCAACCAUGACGUCACACCUACUGUGAGGGAAUCUGGGAUACAGACCAUUGAUCCCAACAUGGACCCUUCAGAUAUUGGGGUAGGAGAGAUAGCUGGGGAACCGCUGGUCAUCAAACGUCCCCGAAAGAAGAUCAAAUGGAUACCAAGCUCAAACCCUCUUCCUCAGCCAUUUAAGGAGCCGCUUACCAUGACCCGCUUGGAGAAUAACACUAAGCCUGAAAAGCCCAAACCACUCAGACGGAAAAACAUGGCAGACAGCCUCAUUGCACCACUGCUGGACAGUAAAAGCACACAGCAUCCUUCAACUAAAGACAUCAGUGGAAUGGAGAAGAAACAUGCACGAAACCUGUCUCUGGAUAUCCACCCGUACAUGCUGACAAGCCGCAAGCCAAAGGUGGAGGUCUCAACCGUUGAACCACUACCAUCAGAACACAACAUGGAUACUGUUUACCUAGAAGGCACUCACACUAUUGUUCAUGUCUCCUGUGCCAUGACAGAGCCUAAGAUUAGUUCCCCAGUAUCAACCACUGCUGCCUUUUCUACAGUAACUCUGCCCUCCACUACAUAUGUGAAUGGAGUGAGCCCCAACCCUCCCUCUAGUGAAGACGCACUCAGUCCCAAGUCAUCCCCUGCACUUAUGGAGCCUCUUGCUCCAGCUGACAACACUGAGCCACCUCUCCUGACCAAAGUCCCCACAAGCAAGCUUCGGAAUAUUCAUCACACCCUUUUUGAAGAAGAAGAGGAUGAAGAAAAUAGGAGAGGCCGGUUGGGAGAAAGACCUGGGGAGCUCAUUGCUGCUGGAGAAUGUUGAAAAGUACACCAUACACUCAACAAAAGUAUAAACGCCACACUUUUGGUUUUGCUCUCUUUUUUUAUGAGGUUAACUCAAAGAUUUAAAACUUUUUCCACAUACACAAAUUUACAAUUUCCCUCAAAUAUUGUUAACAAACCAGUCUAAAUCUGUGAUAGUUAGUACUUCUCCUUUGCUGAGAUAAUCCAUCUAUAUCACCAUGAUUAGUGCAGAGGUGCGCCUUAGAGUGCCCACAAUAAAAGACCACAAUUAAAGGUACAGUUUUGUCACACAGCACAAUGCCACAGAUGUCGCCAUGGAUGAUGGAGCAUGCAAUUGGCAUGCUGACAGCAGGAAUGUCAACCAGAGCUGUUGCUUGUGUAUUGAAUGUUCAUUUCUCUACCUUAAGUCAUCUCCAAAGGCAUUUCAGAGAAUUUGCCAGUACAACCAACCAGUCUCACAAUUGCAGACCACGUGUAACCACACCAGCCCACGACCUCUACACCCAGCAUGUUCAACCUCCAAGAUUGUCUGAGACCAGCCACUUGGACAGCUGCAGAAACAAUUGGUUUACAUAACCAACAAAUUUCUGCACAAUCUGUCAGAAACCGUCUCAGGGAAGCUCAUCUGCAUGCUUGUCGCCCUCAUCGGGGUCUCCGUCUGACUCCAGUUCAUCGUCAUAACAUACUUGAGCCGGCAAAUGCUCACAUUCACUGGUGUCUGGAACGUUGGAGAGGUGUUCUCUUCACAGAUGAAUCCUGGUUUACACUGUUCAGGGUAGAUGGCAGACAGCGUGUGUUGCCUUGUGUGGAUGAGUGGUUUUCUGAUGUCAAUGUUGUGGAUUGAGUGUCCCAUGGUGGUGAUGGGGUUAUGGUAUGCCCAGGCAUCUGUUAUGAAUGAAAAACACAGGUGCAUUUUAUUGAUGGAAUUUUGAAUGCACAGAGAUACCGUGACGAGAUCCUGAGGCCCAUUGUUGUGCAAUACAUCCAAAAACAUCCCCUCUUGAUGCAGCAGGAUAUUGCACGGCCCCGUCUUCCAAGGAUCUGUACACAAUUCUUGAAAGCUGAAAAUGUCCCAGUUCUUAAAUGACCGGCAUACUCACCGGAGAUGUUACCCAUUGUGCUUGUUUAGGAUGUUCUGAAUUGGCAUAUUCGACAGCGUGUACCAGUUCCUGCCAAUAUCCAGCAACUUCACACAGCCAUUGAAGAGGAGUGAACCAACAUUCCACAGGCCUUUUGGCAUCCUGUUCAACCCUAUGUGAAGGAGACGUGUUGCACUUCCCACCAAUAAAAUAAAACUGUACCUUUCAGAUUGGCCUUUUAUUAUGGGCAGUCUAAAGGCUGAUUUAUACUCAGAAACCAGGUCAUCUGCGUGUGUUGCAGUUAACGCAGAUAUGCCCCCGCCCCUUCCACAGACACUCUGGUGCACCUCUCCGAAAUUGUAGGUGACUGCAGACAGUGUCGCAGACAUGAGGCCUCUGAUUGGUCAAAUCUACAUCCCCUCACAAAUAUGCAUAUUUCCUGUUUGGUAUCUUACUGGCUUGUUCAGGUUAUAUGACCGCCAUUGUGGAAUACGACUCGUGAAGAUCGACUUGCUAGAAGAGCAAGGUGCGCAAGAAUGCUGAGACCUGGAUCCCCGCUCUUUUUCACCCUCAUGUCCCUCCAUUGUUGCACAAACUUACCUCUUGUAUUUUUCCACUUCCUCACUGCCUUGGCCGUAUCUAGACCCACAGCUAGUUUGUGAUUGUCCCUCUUGUGUUGUGCCGUGGAAUGACAUAAGACCAUCCUUCAAAAUUGGACAUAAAUCAAAAAUAUCUGCGUCAUACCUGCGAUAAGCUCACUGCGACACACUGCUGCAGGAGUAUAACCAGCCCUUAAGGCACAGCUGUGCACUAUUCAUGGUGUCUAAUCAGCAUCUUGAUAUGGCACACCUGCGAGGUGGGAUUGAUUAUCUCAGCAAAAGAGAAGUGCUCACUAUCAUAGAUUUAGACUGCUUUGUGAACAAUAUUUGAAGUAAAUGGUUAUAUUGUGUAUGUGGAAAAAGUUUUAGAUCUUUGAGUUCUUCUCAUAAAAAAUGGGAGCAAAUCCAAAUUUGUUGCUUUCAUAUUUUUGUUGAGUGUACUUCAGAACUGUGUGAUCACAAAUGCAACAAUCCCCUAUUUCUCAUCUCCUUCUACUCAUAUCAAUUCAUGUGACUGGUGUCCUGGGCAGCAGAAUGCAAGAAAAUGAUA
This is a messenger RNA of Cyprinodon tularosa, 4820 nucleotides long. It is a transcript of the gene panx2, whose product is annotated as pannexin 2. The record is from RefSeq and is a predicted model, not a curated record. Gene Ontology annotation, molecular function: channel activity. The coding region runs from base 650 to 2611 and encodes 653 amino acids. The transcript is spliced from 6 exons. Lineage: Eukaryota; Metazoa; Chordata; Actinopteri; Cyprinodontiformes; Cyprinodontidae. Gene Ontology annotation, biological process: positive regulation of interleukin-1 production; monoatomic cation transport.